GCAGUUCUUGGGCAAUUGGAAGUUGGCUGAUUGGAAUCCGAGGUUUAUGAGACGUUGAGCCGCGUGCGAACCUACCGCGUCGGCGUUCUUGACCUCGUAUCCAUUCACAUCACCGCAAGAAGACGGACGGUUUGUCGUCCGCGAGAAAUGCGAGGUGUAGGACGAGCUCACGACGUACACCCCGAACAUACCGCGAAUAUCAACCGUCGACGCGAUAGCUUCUCCCAAUAUCCCUCGCGGCGCUCGGGACCGUCUGCUUCGCCAUGUGACCUGCUCGACAUCUGCUCUAUCGUCUUCUGUCGCUGGCGGUGAACAAGCGGUACUGAUGCUCGAUGACCGCAAGAGCCAACUGACCUCCGUCGGGCGCCCCGGGCACUUGUCGGUGGCCAAUCCCAGGAGGUACUCGGCAGCUGCGUUCUGGUGUACGAAUUUCGGCUCUAGAUGCGAACAUGGCUUCAUCGCUCGAAGGUCACCCCGUUCCCCAUCAAAAUGUCCAAGUUCGCUGCCCUGCUCGCUGCUGUCACGCUUGCGGUCACUGUCCGCGCACAGUCGGCUGCGCCUGUCUGGGGCCAAUGUGGUGGCACGGGCUGGACCGGCGCGACCACCUGCGAGUCCGGCUCCGUCUGCACUGUCCUCAACUCCUCCUACUCGCAAUGCGUCCCCGGAGCGGCCACUACGGCCGUCUCCCCCUCCACGACCUCCUCCGCCCCCGCGCCCACCUCGACCUGCCAGAUCCCCCCCGCGUCAGCGGGCAAGCUGCGCUUCGCGGGCGUGAACAUCGCCGGGUUCGACUUCGGGUGCGGCACGGACGGGACGUGCAACGCGUCGGGCGCGUGGCCGCCCCUGACGCAGUACUACGGCGCCGACGGCGCGGGGCAGAUGCAGCACUUCGUCGAGGACGACGGCUUCAACGUGUUCCGGCUGCCCGUCGGGUGGCAGUUCCUCACGAACGGCGCCGCGAACGGGGACAUCGACGAGGACAACUGGACCGAGUACGACGCGCUCGUGCAGGCGUGCCUGGACAGCGGUGCGAGCUGCAUCGUGGACGUGCAUAACUAUGCGCGGUUCAACGGCGAGAUCAUUGGGCAGGGCGGGCCGACGAACCAGGACUUCGCUGCGCUGUGGUCGAGCAUCGCGGCCAAGUACGCGGACAACGACAAGAUCAUCUUCGGCGUGAUGAACGAGCCCCACGAUGUACCAGACAUCAACGCCUGGGCCGACAGUGUCCAAGCUGCCGUCACGGCCAUUCGCCAAGCGGGCGCCACUUCGCAGCUCAUCCUUCUGCCGGGCAACAACUGGACGUCCGCGGAGACCUUCGUCUCGAACGGCUCCGCCGACGCGCUCAAGAAAGUGACGAACCCCGACGGGAGCGUGACGAACCUCAUCUUCGACGUCCACAAGUACCUCGACUCCGACAACUCAGGAACGCACGAGGACUGCGUGACGAACAACAUCGACAACGCGUGGGCCCCGCUCGCGGAGUGGCUCCGGUGCAACGGGCGGCAGGCGUUCAACACCGAGACCGGCGGCGGGAACGUCGCGUCGUGCGAGACGUACAUGUGCGAGCAGAUCGCGUACCAAAACGCCAACUCGGACGUGUUCUUGGGGUACGUCGGCUGGGCGGCGGGCAACUUCUACCAGGGGUACGUGCUCGGGGAGGUCCCGACGUACAGCAAUGGUGUCUGGACGGAUACCUCGCUCGUUGCGACGUGCCUUGCGCCAAAUGCACAAAAGUAGGACUGGAGGGGGGUCCUGGCUAGAUACCUUUUCUCGCGAGUAUACGCAGGGGUGGGGUAGUUUUGAAGUUGUAUCUAUCGUUGCUGCGUUCGCGUACUGCACCCAAGUCAGCGCCUGCCUGCCUGCCUAAUGUGGAUCCGUCCGUUCGUAAC
This is a messenger RNA of Dichomitus squalens LYAD-421 SS1, 1889 nucleotides long. RefSeq names its product endoglucanase. Gene Ontology annotation, cellular component: extracellular region. Gene Ontology annotation, molecular function: cellulose binding; hydrolase activity, hydrolyzing O-glycosyl compounds. Bases 490 to 1737 code for a protein of 415 amino acids. Gene Ontology annotation, biological process: glucan catabolic process. The record is from RefSeq and is a predicted model, not a curated record. The transcript is spliced from 11 exons. Lineage: Eukaryota; Fungi; Basidiomycota; Agaricomycetes; Polyporales; Polyporaceae.